AUGGAAUCAACAUCAACAACAACACCAACAUCAACAUCGACAACAAGUUCCCCUCCACCACCACAACAGCAACAACAACAACAGAAUACAAUGAUGAUGAUAAGGACAAGUUUACAGAGCAAUAAGUUGGAGAUUGAUGACGUUGUAUUAAAGGAUACAUAUGUGUUGCGUAAUCUGAAGAUCACGUCAUUGGUCGAUCAUCCAGUGACAGUAUCACUGAGAUCAGAUCUGCAGCAGAUCGCCUUUCAGAGCACCAACGAGAAUCUACAGGACACAGACACAGAGAUACCAGUACAGGACGAUGACUUUAAUCAACUGUUCAACGAGGUGAACAUUAUCGAUCAGAUCACAUUGCAGCCCCACCAGACCAGCAACGUCGUCAUGUCCUUCCGGCCCUCAUCGCUGCUGAACCAGCAGGACCAGGACGACCUGCGUCAAACAGGCUUCUACAACUACUUUGAGGUCAAGGGCAAGCUCUAUCUGACCGUGGCUGUGCCUGCCGCAGCCGCACCCGCCACGACCACACCCGAGGCCAUUCAGGAGGAACAGCAACAGCAACAACAACAACAGGAUACUACUCCCGCCGCGGUAGUAGCCCAACAACAGCCACCACAGCCACAACCAAUGAUCAUUGAUGUACUCACAAGAGUAUGUCGUUCACAGAUUAAGGUCGAUGUCAAGGAGGUGAUCUUUGACGACUGCGUCGUGGGCACGACCUACAUCAAGGACCUGACGAUCUGGAAUCGCUCAGAGAUGCCACUGCGCUUCUCAAUCUACUGCAAGGAGAAGGCCAUCAGCAUGUUCCAAUUCACCGACUACUCCACGGGCCAACCCAUGUCUGUUGACAACCAGAUCGUGCCCAGCUACUCCUCGCUCUCGAUGCGAAUUGGGUUCACGCCCACCUCUAUCGGGCAAUCAACCUACAAGUUCAAACUAGAGAACAAGAACGACACGUCCAACUACGAGCUAGUAGUCGUGCACGCCACCGUGUCCAAUGAGCAACAGAUUGAGUUGAUUCAGGUCAGCAACAACUCAUUCGACAUGGGUGACUGCUAUAGCGAUGUGCCCACUUAUAACAAGUUCACGGUGAAGAACAUCAGCGAGGAACCAGUGGAUAUUAGCUUCAACAGCGACCUGUUUGACGAGGUCACCUUCCUGCUCCACGAGGAGGAGGAGAAGGACACCAACAAGAAGAAGAAGGCCACAACCGAGCCAGCGACAACAAUUGGCGAGCAUCGCGUGCCCUCGGCAGAGGAGUCGUCGCGCACUGGCAAGAAGGAGGUCAACGAGGAGAUCGAGGAGAUGACACUGAACCCAGGCGCCGAGCGCGUGAUACACGUGCGCUUCAUCCCCAAGCCCAUGUUCUCAGCGAGCGACUCUCGCCAGUUCCGUCUCACAGCCAAGUCGUUCCGUCUGCUGCUCAAGUACGGAAAGUCCACGCUCAAGACCAAGCAGAAGAACAAAACGAUCAAGGUGGCCAGCCGCGUGUGCACCUCCAGCUUCACAAUCCCCACAGACAUCAACCUCGGCGACUGCACGGUGGGCCAGCUGAUCUCGCCCGUUGUACAUAUCACCAACCAGUCGGACCUGCCCGCGCUCAUCCAGCUGCGGUACCAGUCCAAGGUCAUCGCUUUCCGCCUCCAGUCGAUCCCCAUCCCGCCACGCCAGUCCUACGACCUGCAGAUGGACUUCCUGCCGCGCAAGAACAACCCCGAGUACCGCAAGCAGAUCACUUUUGUCAAUGCCAACAACCCGGACAACACCGAGUAUCUCGAGGUGCGCGCCAACAACAUGGACGAGCAGUCCAUCUCGGUGCACUCACGCUACUAUCAUCUCGAGACGCCGUUCUCGCGUAACUAUAUCGACUUUGAUGAGGUCAUUGUCAACUGCCCCUCAAUGCGCACGUUCAACAUCAAGAACACGUCCAAGUCGACGUUGACGCUGUCGCUCAGCACGUCGUUGCCCGAGGAGAUCAAGCUGUACCGCGAGAAUGUUCGCGACAUCAGUGCCAUACCCACGCAACUACAGAUCACACGUCAGUCGCUGGUGCAUGACUACAUCACAAAGUUCUUUGAGGGCGAGGAGAUCGACCCCAUCGGCGCCAAGAACUACGGCGCGCGCAACCGUGGCGUCAACAGCCAGUACCUGGACCUAGCCCUGCCCAAGACCAAGUCACAGGUGUCUGGUGCCAAGAAGAAGGCCUUUGCCGACCUCCAUCAGGCGCCAACAACGUCGACCGCGUCCUCCACCACCAACUCGCGCACCAACUCGCGUGCUUCCUCCCCAACGCACGAGUUUGAGCGUGGGCCGUCACAGCACUCCAACGUUAAUGAUGACACGUUCGACAGCGACACCACUGGCACGCACACUCUCGAGUCGGCCUCCUCCUACAUGUCCACUGCGUCCAACCUCGGCUCAUUCCCGCUCUCACAGCUGGUCACCUCAUUCGAGGACAACACAUUGCCAUUGUUCACCGACUUUGAAUCGGAAACCAGUUACAUUCAAUCACAGAUAGAGAAGUACAAGCGACUGGAGAUAAUAGUGCAGUCGGGUCAAUUGAUGCCCGCCAACACAAUAGAGUUGGCUUGCGACGAAGAGAUCACAAUCUACAUUGUAUUCGUCGUAUUGGAUUCCAAGCGACCAUGGCUUGGUGGCAAGCUCAAGAACAUGGAGGCCAAGCUAUUCAUCACAUUGCAGAAGCAGAAUGACAAGCCAUUGCUCAACACUGCUGUUAGAGAGAUGAAUAUCACUACCAAGGUGUGCAAGUCAAUCAUGGAUCUGGCACAGAGGAACAUCAACUUUGGAAGCAUCGUUCAGUAUGAUUAUCGAACAAAGACAUUGGUCAUCAACAACUUGACACAGGUGCCACUCAUCUAUCGCAUCAAGAAGUCUGGUUCAAUCACAAGUGGCAACCUCAACAUUACAAGUAUUGACAGAAUGGGUAUAGUCAGGCCAUUCAGAAAGAGAGAAGUACAAUUCGUAUUCAAACCAACAUUCUCUGGAAUAUUUGAUGAGAAGUUGAUCAUUGAGAACAUUUAUGAUAGUGGAAACAAUCAGACUGUUCAUAUCAAGGCCAAUGUGAAGAGGCCACGUCAUUUCUUCUUGAACACACUGGACAUUGACUUUGGUCCUUGCUUGAUCAAGGGCAAGUCGAUCACCAAGCGAAUCACACUCACAAACACAUCGACCCAGAAGCGUGUGUUCAAGAUCAUCGACGACACGCCCAGCACCUUUGAGAGCUGUUUGAACAAGCUGUUCUUCCGUCUGGAGGAGCGCGGCGCGCUGUCCAUCUCCAAGGAGGCCGAGAUGGAGAUCGACAUGUUGGAGCGCAAGCUCAAGAUCUGUCGAAGAAAGGGCCAACACGAGAAGGCUCUCAAGCUCAACAUGCAGAUUGAAAAGUUGCGUAACUCUGGUACACCAACCAUGCCCAUGAUCCCAAUCAGCCGCGCAACAUCACCUGCACUCGAGUCUGAGGAUGGCGGCAACCCCAAUCCAUCAGCGGCGGCAGCACCAGCACCCUCGACUAUUACCCCAACGACCCCAGUGUCCGCUGACCAGUCCAGCAUGUCCAAGGUCAGGGACAACUCAAUCACAUUCGAAGUCGAUGGCGGUGGCAUUCAGAACAUUUUGGUGUACUUUGCACCAAUCCCCAAGCCAGGACGACGCCAAUGGUACGGCAAGGAGGAGGGCACAGGCUCCAUCCUCGUCUACGAGUCCAAGAACAUCGACGUCACCAAGAAGCUCAACUAUGCCGCGACAAUCUGCUUUGACGAGGAGACCUACCGCCAGAACAUGUCGCAGUCGGUGCUGGUCGAUGAUUCCCUCACCCGCUCGCCAAUGGUGCCAGUCAUCAUCAGUCCCGCCGCAUCGCCCAAGUCGACCAUCGUCACGUCCACAGCAACAUUGAUCAGGCCCAUUGCUGCCAAGCCGGCGGGCAUGGCUACGACGAUGCUCACGCUCACCCCGCCCAAGCUCGACCUUGGCGAGGUGCGUGUCUACGAAGACAUCCCCUUCAGAUUCACCCUGGCCAAUCAUUCUGGCUUCCGCGUCAACUACGAACUGACCAUCGUGCCCGCCACAUCGACGAGCAUCACCAGCACGCCAGCUUCACCGCCAACCACCAUGCAGUCAAUGUGUCCACUCAUUCUCAAGCAAGAGAAGCAGGGAGUGAUUGAGCCAUACGGACGCAGGAACAUCGAGGUUGUGUGUCAGCCACAGUUCCCAGGCAAACAAACGCAUACCAUCCUCGUCAAGUCAAGCUCGCACGCCACCUUUGAAGCCAGCUUCCAGGUUACCCUCAGUCCUCGUCCACCCCAAUACGUACUGUUCCCCGACCUCCCUUCAUCCCAAAUCCUAGACUUUGGUGACUGCUACUACGACAAGUCCAAGAAGUUCUCCAAGACUUCGUCCUUCCGUCUGGACAAUCUAUCACAUAAAUCAUUGUACAUCAGUAUGAAGUCCAACUUGUCGAUGCAAAUAUUCAUCUUCCAGGACGAGAAACUCACAAAGCCAGCGGACAACAUAUUCCUCAAGGGUUACGAAAAGUCGUUGGUGUACAUUUGUUUGCAGCCAAGCAUGACGUCCGAGAACUACAUCGAUGGACAUUGUCGUGAGUUGGUCGGAGGUAUCCGAGUCAAGGUGCACGACACUGAGCACCACAGCCUCUACGAGAACACCAUCAAGUUCACGGCAUUGGUCGGAAAGAGCAUUAUCCGUGUGGGCAAGACACUCAUUGACCUGGGCUCCACACGCAACAUUGGCGACACAGUUAGCGGCAGCUUCAACAUUGCCAACGUCACCACUCUGCUCCCGCUGACCUACACGAUCACCCACUCCAAGAACCUCAAGCUGUCUAAGGUCGAGGGCACAUUGGAUGGCGCAGAGACCCCGCACGGAAUGUCCAAGGAGAGGAUCCACUUCUCUCUGCACACCCCCGUCUAUGGCCUUUACGAGGAGAAGGUCAUCAUCGCCAACCUCGCCUGCCCGGGCCAGAAGCUCGAGGUCAACAUCAGGCUGCUGGUGGACGACGCCUCGCUCCUGACCAACCUACCACUCAACUCAAACAGCUGCGACAUCCUCAAGUUCGAGGACAUAUAUGUCGAACCACUGGCACAGCUGCUGCUGGACGACAAGCGAGCCACAGACUUCUCAAUCUCGCGAGGUUACACUGACAGGUCGGCACAGGCCUCCCUGCUCAUGCCAUUCACCAUGCGCAACUUCUUGAAGUACGACAUUCGCAUCUACCCCAAGAGCAACCUGCACUUGAUACUCUUUGUUCAUGAGCCAUCGGUCGAAGAGCUGGCCUCUUCAAUCAUCCCAGGCACGCCCGAUAAGCGUCGCUCAAUCAGACUGUGUGGCAAGCCAUUCGUGCUGAGCAGCGACCAGAAGAUCAUGGUGUACCCACAUCCACCCCAGCCCGAGUCGUUGCUGACGCCCAAGAAGAAGACACUGCUGUGGAAGGGCAGGAAGGUACAAUACCAGGGCACUCUGGUGUUUGAGCGAUCAGACUCGACUCACUACCCCAUCGGUCCAGCUGAGGGCCGCACGCACAUCAGCAAGCUAGUCACAAUCAGCGGCUCAUACUGCAUGUCAUUGGGUGAGCUCACUGAGCAGUCCGUGGACAUUGGCCGCAUUGGUUACGAGAACAGCUGGAAGGAAGUCAGCAUCAUGGUCGAGAUCCAGAACCUCUCCGAGAUCCCCCUGCUCAUCAAGAUCAUGCCGCUGCCGUCCAAGUCCCUGCGUUUCUCCAGCUCAAGCUCAGGCACGAUAUCCACAAGCUCGCAAGGUUCGCCACUCAAUCUCUCAAUGCAGGAGAACUUCACGGCCAUCGACGCCGAGACACCCGCACUGCCAAUACCCAGCAAUCAGAUAUCAGUGUCGGCUGGAGGUGAGGGCGGCGAUCAGAGCCUCCUUGAGAUCGGCGCGUCCGAGUCCAAGCAGUUGCUGUUCGUCCUUGAUCCCAAGAAGAUUGAGCAGUCGACAGCCGGCCCACUCACUCUGCCCAUCGACUUUGAGAACAUGUACAACCGCCACAACAACAUGCGCUACAACAUCAAGCUACAGCACACAUUGCGCGUCAUCACAUUUGGCCGUCUGGUCGACAACGAGUUCAUUGUGCCCACACUGUACCAUCCACCCACGGCCAGCUCGGCAACACAGUCGGACGAGUGGUUCACGAUCGAGAACACUUCGAACAAGUCACUCAAGAUCAACGUAGACGUCGAGCUACUGCCCCACAUCCAAGAGUUGAUCAACGUUGAGGUGAUCCACAAGUCGAGUAAUGCGCCAAUUCCCAGCUUCUCGCUGCGCCCCUCCGAACUUAUCGAGGUGCGUGUUCGUGCCAAACCCAAGCCCGACAGCAAGCUGCCCCAGCAAUACGACCUGUUGUCCCAGUUUGGACGCAUCUGCAUCAACACCAACCUGUACCCCAUCGAGGUUGUCCCCCUCCGCGGCUCCAUUCUGCCCGGCCAGACCUUCUCGCUGUCAGUGUCCAAGAUCAACUUCAACUCAAUGGCCCGUCUCACCAACUCUGAUGGCACGGAGGAGCAGUCGCUGCAGUCAAUACUCAGCGACAACUUCAAGAUUCGCAAUCCAUCGUCACACUUCUCGUUGCGAUAUCGUGUCGAGGCUCAGUUGCCCAACAAUGCAACGCCAUUCAAGUUGUCCAUUACGCCCGAGGAGGGCGAGGUAGCACCCAAUGAGUCCAAAACUGUGGACAUCAAGGUGGAGUUGCCCGAAGAGGACAUGCCCCCAAGCAGCACAUUCAACGUCGUUGUCACAGCCAUUGACAGCUUCAACAAGGAGGCACAGAAGCUAUCAGUCUACAUCCUCGGAGGUAUCAAGCCCAUCUCAUCUCCUCCACUCUCAUCACAACAACCUCAUGCACAGCAACCUCAGGCACAGGCACCAACCGCACAACAGACCACGCCAGUGAUUGAGAGUGCCGCCACACACGGACAGGCAACACAGCAACAACAGACCUCUACAACCACCACAACAGUAGCUCAACAAUCUCCUGCUACGUCAUCACCGACCAACACUCAACCAGUGGCACAACAACAAUCACCAGCCAGCACUCAGACAACUCCUCCAGUCACAGUGGUUGCCGUCCCUACUGGCCCAGCCGCGCCACAAAGGAUAUCACUCAAGGGAUGCACACCAAUACCCAAGAUGAAGAACUGCUACGAGAUCAACUUGAACCAGCAGGAGUACACACCUGGCACCGUUCAAUGGGAACUGACCCUGGAGAAUGUGUCUGGCAAGUCUGUCGAGUACUUUAUGUACACUACCAAGCAGACCGACGAGCAAUGGCUCAGCAUGAGCAGGAACAGUGGCAAGAUCGAGUCACAGGGCCGUCACAACAUCACGCUGACCUUCUCAACGAAGCGCAUGGACAUGUACUCUGCCUACCUUAUCGUGGAGAACAAGAGCAAUCCAAGCGAUCAGAAGACCAUCCACAUCACAAUGGACGUCGUGGCCAAGCUCAACACACACUUCAACAUCAUGGUGGACGGACGACAACAAGAGGCAUCGCUCAUCAAUCUAGGCGACGUCUUUUACAACACCACAUACACCGAUCGUUCAUUCAUCGUGUCCAACACAUCAUCGAUGCCACUGGACUUCCUCCUCACAACCAGUCUUCCGCCCACCGAUCAGACCGAGGUCUGUUUCUCAUUGAGCAGGUCAUACUUGCGAUCUUUCAACUCUCUGUAUGUCAAUGCCAACUCGUCGGUCAAGGUAUUCAUCUUCUUCCAUCCAUCGGGAGACACUAGCACGAGCGAGGACCACGCCGUGCAAAAGGACAUCAAGAUAUUUGUCAACUGUAGAUUGAUCAGAGACUUCCAACAUGUCAUCACCCUUUUGGCCACGUGCAGGAACCCUCAGAUACGUUUGUCAGACUACAACACAGUGUUUAUUGGUCGUGUGAUCACCAGAGACACCCAGCAGACCAUCGUUGGCGCAGGAGAUCAACAUGAUGAGACAAACAUUGCAUCGUCAUCGCAUGUUGUCGCAACACCUUCAUCCUCAAACUCUAUAUCCACAUCGACCAAGGACUUAAAGAUGAAGAAAUCAUUCGAGCAUUCCAGUGGACCACUCACAGGCAGCAGUGCAAUCAAGUCAUCGUCAGUGCCCAGCCUCAGUGUGCAGGGCAAGAAGCUACUUGUGGACAUUGAGUUCCAAAACGACGUCAGCGACAUCACCAUCUACAACAACUUCACGACACCACUCAGCUUCUGCCUGCGUUCCAACCCAAUGUUCUUUGUGAUCAGUGGCAUCAAUGAUGGCGUGGUGGCGGCUGGCGAUCAAUCAUUCGCCACCAUCUCAGUGCAGCCCAACAUCCAGGUCAUCUUGGAGAACUCCAACCUGCUGCUCAAGGAGAAAUACCUUGAGGAGUACAUCAUUCUCUACAACAAGAACAGGCUCAGCGAGAAGUACGUCAUAUCCUUGCGAAUCACAAUUGGCAACCUCACAGCAUUCUCCUCAUCGUCGGGACUCAAGGGCGGUUAUCACUACAGGAACCUCGAGUACGGUAUCUCGCGCUUCAACAGAAAGUUCAAAAAGUUCUGGUGGCGCGUUGGCGGUCAGGCCGAUUCACUACUGCUCACUGGUGGCGAGUCGGCUGAGGACGUCACGUCCAAGUCGACAGAAAAGAUGAAGGAACUGUUUGAACGAGGAGCCAAAGAGGACGGCUACGACAAGCUUGUUUUUGAUCUUCACCACGUCACCAAUGAGCUCAUCCUCUUUGGUCUCAAGAAGCAGGUUGGUCAACUUACAUCACAGUUGGCAAGUCUGUUCUACUGUAAUUUAUUCAAACAGAACUUCAAGCUAACUUCUGCGGCCAAGAUCAACACUCUCAAAUCGACGCCAAUUGUUCAAUCUUGCAUCAAGAGUCUUAAUGAGUUCCUUAGUUACUUCCCAGAGAAGAGAGAGGACUUGGUAGAGUUGCGCAACAUCCAAGACCAAUUCUCUGGCUCGCCUGCUCCUUCCACAUCCAAGAAUGACGAUACACAUUAA
Messenger RNA from Acytostelium subglobosum LB1, 9015 nucleotides. RefSeq lists its product as hypothetical. Lineage: Eukaryota; Evosea; Eumycetozoa; Acytosteliales; Acytosteliaceae. The transcript is spliced from 6 exons. Bases 1 to 9015 code for a protein of 3004 amino acids. The record is from RefSeq and is a predicted model, not a curated record.